GAAGACUUACGUGGUACGUCACACUAGUGCGACCGCCGCGAAGGGUCAAAGAUUUCCUUGCUAAAUCGUAUACUUGCGCCAUGUGUUCUCUCGAAGCAUGAUGGACGGCUCACAGAAACACGCGCUGGAGAUGGUCCGCGCCGAUGGAGCAGAUGAGGGCUGUGUGACGUUUGUGCUGCAUGAAGAGGAUCACACGCUGGGCAACUCACUCAGAUACAUGAUCAUGAAGAGUCAGGAAGUGGAAUUCUGUGGAUACAGCAUCACACACCCUUCAGAAAGUAAAAUCAACUUUCGCAUACAGACUCGAGGAGGACUUCCGGCUUCUGAACCUCUGCGCAACGGCUUGAACAACCUGACUGAAGUGUGCAAACAUGCCCUGCACACUUUUGAGUCUUCGUGUUCACGUAGUGACUCAAUCCGGGUGGCGGAGGAUGAAUCCCAGCUUCCUCCAUGUCUGAGACCAUCAACACACGCAUCUUACCACGUGGAUUGUUGAGCGUGUUGCCACAGAGAUGUAGCGUGUGUGGAGGCUUCACGCCAUCCAAUGCGGCAUCCAUGCUCAACUCACCACGCGCCCCACCAAGAACAAACCACAUUAUAGUGACUACGAGGUGGUUACCCCAUUUGAGACUACCCUCCCUAGCAACCGGGCCAAUAUUUGCAAGAUAAUGUCAAUAAAGCUCAGGAUGUGAGCUCAGAGUCAGGGGCAGAAUCUUCAUCUGGUUUCGCAGAAGAAGCGGUAUCACUCCAUGGACCCAUACCAGAACCCACUCCAAUGGUGGAAGAUGAUUGAGUGUUGAUAUUCUAAUCUAAUAGUCCACAGGUUAUAGUUAUUAAGCUUAUUUGUAAUUUUUUUGAGUAGCCUAUCUGUUAACCUACUGAGGUGAUGUGCUUAGCGGCUACAGUAGGGCUGUGCAAAUUCUAUCAAAUAUCAAUAUAUUGUUAUAAUUUUCCUCAUGAUAUUGUAUCUAUACUUUAGUUCCCUGGUAUCUGUAUUUGUAUUCCGCUAAUUUUGUAUUCAGAUCAUUCCCAACAGUUCAAUAAAGUUGAAGCAGGUUGUCUAAAUAAAUGCAAACUCAGAGUGGUGUUUCUUAUUGCAGACAAUUAGGUUCAAGAGAGAGACUGAAUCGGAUCCCACUCUCGCAGAUAUGCUAGUCCUCACUCACGAGUUUAACACGAGGGUAAUGCAAAAAAAACAUUGAUUUUACGAUUAACCGUGAUCUUUAUUUGAUUAUAUCGAUUCUUAAAAUCUCAAAAACGAUCAUUUACCGAUGUGCAGCACUUUAAAAUGACAGUAUAUCACUCACAAAUGCGACUUGUUAAACUCUUGCAUUUUUUGGAUGCCGUCUGCAAUUUUUCACACUCAAAUUUAAAAGCUCACCAUUCACACACUCUGGACUACAUGCAAACAAUUUUUUUUAAGAAAACACAAAUUAUUCAUAAAUAAUAUUUUGUGUUUAUAAUCAUAUGAUAAACAGGAUUUUUUUGUAACGUUUUCUUUUUUCUUUCUAAAUUUGUAAGCAUGUAAUUCUGGUUCUGUUCACUCUCUCACUUUGAAAAGACUUAUUGUGUUCCACUAGAUGGCAGCAAGAACAAAUAUUUUUUUCGCUAUCAUGUUCAUCACAAUACACAGAUAUAAAAUAUGGGUGGCACGCUAAUGCAUUAAGCGUGAUAUAGCUGGAGAAUUGCAAAAAUAUCUGUAAUUAGCAACUGCUUGGUAAUAUUUCAGGUUCACACACCAACACAGAGUUCAGCAUCCUUUCACUGCGUGUUGAGAGUAAAAGUUUGGUUUGCCUUAUAAUGUGUGUCCAAAGAUGACAUCCACGUAAUCCAUUUGUCAUUGAUAAUGUCUCUUAUAAUUCCCUCUUUGGUCUUUACAGUUAGAUGUUGAUAUAAAAAAAAACAACAAAAAUAAAUAUUUAAUUGUAAUCGGACAUUCGACUCCAUUUGCUUUUAAGUCCCUAACCUUAAAGAGACAGUACCGGUUUCAGCACAAGUUCUACAUGUUGUUGAAAAAACUUGAAAAUAGGACGAAUUGGGCAUCUAGAAAAUAAACACACACACACACACACACACACACACACACACACACACACACACACACACACACACACACACACACACAGACUGUAUACACACAUGCCAUUUUUUGCAUCAUAUUUAUUAAUGGAAUUUUUGUUAAAUUUAAUAUUUUUAAAAGCUAAAAUGUGACCUAAAGUGACAAACUACUGAUAAAAAAAAACAUUAACUGAGAGGGAAUCUUUUAUUUGCAAAAUGGACAUUACUGAAAUAUACCAGUAUUUAUUGGAAUAAAAUUGAGAGCAUGUGAAUCAUAAGAAAAUCGAGCCAUGAAUAAUAAUUCUGUAUUAUAUAUAACAUUAAACUGGGUUCCAGGUGAAAUUGAGUGAAAUUUGUUUUUGUGCACACCGUUCAUUCACUCAAAAAAUCGGUAAAUAAUUAAGAAAUAUUUUGUAAAAAAAAAAAUCUAUCUGCACACUGAAUUAAGAUACAGACUAAAAAAAGUUCUAUCAAAAAUACAUUAAGUUUUACAUUUCCAUGGUAAAAAAGUGCAAGUGAAUUAAAACCCAGACAAACAGGAGAAAUGUUUCAGCACAUUGCUUUCAAGCCUCAAACAAGAGCCAUUUUAUAGGUGCUUAAUUGGAGAUUAUGACCAGCUGGAUCUAAUGAGUAAUUCAUAUUUUUUUCCAGUUUUAUUUUUUGUUCAAAGUUUGAAAUCAAGGUGUCUUGCUUUAUUGUGUAGGCUUGCUUGCUUAGUCGACCUAUUUUAUUGAAAUGCUGGACAUUAUUUGUUAAAAGCACAAAUAGUUAUAAAUAUACAUAGAAAUAUACAACAAAACAUUGAUCUAAAGUAUCGAGAGAGAGAGAUAUAUAUAUAUAUAUAUAUAUAUCGAUAUUUGAUUGUAUCGACACAGCCCUUGUUCGGAAGUGCGUGUUAUAGUUUUGCCUAGUUCUGAAUUAAGUUAUUGUUAGUUUGGCAAGUAAAUAAGAACAUGAUUCCUUACUACUUGUCAAAUAAUGUUCUUUUUCUUUUGUAUU
Molecule: messenger RNA, 3057 nt
Organism: Xyrauchen texanus (razorback sucker)
Lineage: Eukaryota; Metazoa; Chordata; Actinopteri; Cypriniformes; Catostomidae
Gene: polr1d
Product: RNA polymerase I and III subunit D
Exons: 5
Coding region: 98-496 (132 amino acids)
Biological process (GO): DNA-templated transcription
Cellular component (GO): RNA polymerase III complex; RNA polymerase I complex
Molecular function (GO): DNA binding; DNA-directed RNA polymerase activity; protein dimerization activity
Source: RefSeq, a predicted model, not a curated record